AUGGAAUUAGAAAUGACUUGGAUUGAUCAAAUCAACAACGAGAUAAAUAGCAAUGGUCCUUCAAUAUCUAAUGAGAUGGAACAAUGGAAGCAUUCAAUUUACAAAAUACCCUCAAUAGUAACAAAUCUAAACAAAAAAGCCUACAAACCACAAGCAAUCUCAUUUGGUCCUUAUCAUUAUGGAGAGGAACAUUUAAAGGCUAUGGAAGAACACAAACAUAGAGCACUUGUUCAUUUCCUAAAGAGAUGUGAAAAGCCAAUUGAGUUGGUAUUCCAGGAAAUGGAACAAGUGGUUCAAGAGUUGCGAGACUCAUACAAGCCACUUGAUCCAAUUUGGAUAUCGGAUACACCAAAGUUUGUUCAAAUGAUGAUUCUUGAUGGUUGUUUUAUUUUGGAGAUUUUGAAAACUAAUGAUUGUGCUCUUGAUGAUUAUGCUGAGAAUGAUCCUGUCUUUGGUGAACAUGGGAAGUUUCAUGCUUUGCCAUAUAUCAAGCGUGACAUGCUUAUGCUUGAGAAUCAGAUUCCUAUGACGGUUUUACAUACAUUGAUUCAACUUGAAACUACAUCGAAGCAGGAAGAUGAUCAUGAGUUAUUAAACGAGAAAAUCGUGAAACUAUUAAACCCUAGCACACCGUUAAUCCAAAGCUUAGGAAAAUGCAUGCACAUAUUAGACGUGUACAGAAAAAGCCUAAUUCAACAAGGACCAAGCCACCCAACACGCAUGCCAAAAGCAGCAAAAAGAAACUGGCUAACUUUAGAAGCAGGAGAAGAGAUUAUUCGAUCAGCAGUAGAGCUUCACGAGGCAGGAAUCCGCUUCAAGAAAAGCAAAACAUGGAGUCUCAAAGACGUUUCUUUUGAUCGAGGUGUUCUUAGGCUUCCAAUUUUGGUUGUAGAUGACACAACCGAAUACAUGCUUCUUAAUCUCAUUGCCUUCGAGCGUCUGCAUGUUGGAGCAGGUAAUGAGGUAACAUCAUUUAUAUUCUUUAUGGACACCAUUGUUGACAAUGCCAUGGAUGUUGCACUCUUGAAUCGGAAUGGGAUCAUAAUCAAUGCUCUUGGAAGUGAUAAAGUUGUUUCAAAAUUGUUUAACUCGUUGUCGAAGGAUAUAACAGUGGAUCGACAUGGAGUGCUUGAUGUGGUGAGGAUGAGUAUGAGUGACUAUUGCAGGAAACCAUGGAAAAGAUGGCGCGCUAAUCUUAUUCAAACUUAUUUUAGAAAUCCUUGGGCUAUUGUUUCUCUUGUUGCUGCUUUUUUCCUUUUUGCUCUUACUAUUGUUCAGACUGUAUAUUCAGUUCGUCAAUUUUAUCAAAGUCCAAGUCCAAGUCCGAGCCAAGCCAAGUCACCUAUUUUACCAGUUACUCCAAAGCCUCACCAUCUUCUAUAAUAAUCACUUUACCUAGUUACUUGUUUUCUCUUUUAGUUUAUAUAUUUGUGUAAUUUGUUUUCAUGAAUU
Molecule: messenger RNA, 1452 nt
Organism: Vicia villosa (hairy vetch)
Lineage: Eukaryota; Viridiplantae; Streptophyta; Magnoliopsida; Fabales; Fabaceae
Product: UPF0481 protein At3g47200-like
Exons: 2
Coding region: 1-1383 (460 amino acids)
Source: RefSeq, a predicted model, not a curated record